Molecule: messenger RNA, 752 nt
Organism: Cololabis saira (Pacific saury)
Lineage: Eukaryota; Metazoa; Chordata; Actinopteri; Beloniformes; Belonidae
Product: ADP-ribosylation factor-like protein 9
Exons: 4
Coding region: 81-752 (223 amino acids)
Molecular function (GO): GTPase activity; GTP binding
Source: RefSeq, a predicted model, not a curated record
CAGCCGACGGCCGGGGCUCGGGCACUCGCAGCGCGCUCCCGCAGAGCCGGCUCUCUGCGGCUGGUCCAUGGUUCUCCUCCAUGGUUCUGCUCCGGCACAUCUCCGUCGCUCUGACCGCCGCCGUGGCCGCCCUGGGCUCCGCGCUCUUCAUCGCCCUCAGCUACCUGUACCGGCGGAGGGUCUGGUCCCCGCACACGGAGUACUGCACCAUCAAAGAGGAGGAAGUGGAGCGCGGGAAGCGCCAGGUCCUGGUUCUGGGUCUGGACGGAGCCGGGAAGAGCAGCAUGUUGCAGGGCCUGGCCCCGGGGCAGCCGGCCACUAAGAGAGGCCGAUGCCGGCCCACCCGCGGCUUCAACUUCAUGAGCCUCAACGCCCCGGCCUGUCAGCUCGACUUUCUGGAGAUCGGUGGCGGUGAGGAUCUGCGGCGCUACUGGCUGGACUACCUGAGGAGGACGCACGUCCUGGUGUACGUGGUGGACUCUUCGGACCGGACGCGCCUGCCGAUGGCCAAGGCCGAGCUGCACCGCCUCCUGAAGCUGGAGCCACGGCUGCCCGUGGUCGUCCUGGGAAACAAGCAGGACAAGCCGAACGCCGUGAGCGUGUCAGAGCUGCAUGAAGCCUUGUCCCUGGACGCCCUGACGGAGGACAGGAAGUUGUUCCUCCUGGCGGCGCAGCUGGACGCUGACGGAGCUCUGAGGAGGUCCAGCCACGGCGUGGACACCGUCCAGGACGUCCUGCUCCAGCUCGUCUGA